Eremomyces bilateralis CBS 781.70 is the source of this 561-nucleotide messenger RNA. RefSeq lists its product as uncharacterized. The transcript has 3 exons. The coding region runs from base 77 to 382 and encodes 101 amino acids. The record is from RefSeq and is a predicted model, not a curated record. NCBI's taxonomy places the organism in Eukaryota, Fungi, Ascomycota, Dothideomycetes, Eremomycetales, Eremomycetaceae.
AUCUCAAUCUUUCAAUCUCAGUCCUCAACCAACCACAACUACUUUCAAUCAAUCUCUCAACCUUCACUAAAUCAUCAUGUCUGACGCUCUCCGUAAGCCCCUCUCCGACCAGGCCGGCGAGAAGAUCACCCCAGACUCCCAGAAGAGCACCUUGGAUAAGGCCAAGGAAACUGUCACUGGUGCCGGCGACCGUGCUGCAGGAACUGCCCAGCCUGAGGACCAGAAGAGCUACACCCAGCAGGCCGGCGAUGCCAUCCGCGGUGGCUCCGACAACACCUCUCGCGAGGGUCAAUCUAUCUCGCAGACCGUCACCGAUACCGUCAACCAGGGUGUCGAGUCCGCAAAGAAUGCUCUGGGUAUAAACAAUCCCCCGAAGCAAUAGAUGUGUCGGACAUCCACACCCACUCAAUCUCCCCACGUGGAUGAGAUUGCACGACCUGGCAGCGUUGCUUUCUACUUUGUAUUAUCAUACCUGACUUGCAGUACGACGUCUCAGACGUGUGGAAACAAGCAUGAGUUGUGCAAUGGCAUGACGAAUAUCUUUCCGGGUCCUAGAUAGGA